This is a messenger RNA of Eucalyptus grandis, 1465 nucleotides long. RefSeq names its product auxin-induced protein 22D. Bases 374 to 985 code for a protein of 203 amino acids. The record is from RefSeq and is a predicted model, not a curated record. Gene Ontology annotation, biological process: regulation of DNA-templated transcription. NCBI's taxonomy places the organism in Eukaryota, Viridiplantae, Streptophyta, Magnoliopsida, Myrtales, Myrtaceae. Gene Ontology annotation, molecular function: protein binding. The transcript is spliced from 3 exons. Gene Ontology annotation, cellular component: nucleus.
CACUAAACCCAAGAAUUGCUAACGAUAAAGAAGGGUAAAAUUUUAUCUCUCUAUCCCUCUCUGCACUCCCUCUCUGACCCCUUGUUUGUCAUCUUCUCUCCUAUAAAAACACAGCUCGCCAGCUUCCACCUCCCCUCACAACUCGACAUCUUUCUGCCUUCCAAAGACUCCUUUUUUUCCUUCCUUGGUAUUGUCGUCGCAAGAGACUUGGUUGAAACCCAGAUCUUGAUUAGCUUUCAUCACCAGACCGAGGAAUUCCCAAGAAAACCAGAAAGAAGAGAAGGGAUUCUGGGAUUUUUGGUUGUGUGAGCUCGGAAGGCGUUUCCAGAAAGCUUUGAUCUUGAAGGGGUUGAGCCGUAAGGCAAAGCAUAAGAUGGGAAGCGGUGGUGGUGGUUUUGAGAAGGAUCUGAACAUGGAGGCCACUGAGCUCAGGUUGGGCUUGCCGGGCACAGCUUCAUCAACAGCAGUAACAGAUCAAGAGCCCGAGGCUAGGCAGGCGAGGAACAACAAGAGGUCGUUGGUCGACAGGCGCGAGGAGGAGGCCUCAGAGGAUGCUUCUCGGGCUCUUCCAAAGGACCAUGACUCUGCUCCUUCUUCAAAAGCACAAAUCGUUGGGUGGCCGCCCAUCAGAUCUUACAGGAAGAACACCCUUCAGACGAAGAAGACAGAGGCUGAAACAUCUUCAUCUGGGAUUUAUGUGAAGGUGAGCAUGGAUGGAGCACCAUACCUCAGGAAGAUUGACCUCAAUGUCUACAAGGGUUACUCGGAUCUCCUCAAGGCCUUACAGAACAUGUUCAAGUUCACCAUUGGGGAAUAUUCAGAGAGAGAAGGCUACAAGGGGUCAGAAUUUGCACCCACUUAUGAGGACAAGGAUGGUGACUGGAUGCUUGUGGGAGACGUUCCAUGGGAGAUGUUCAUGACAUCUUGCAAAAGGCUGAGAAUCAUGAGAGGAUCUGAAGCUAGAGGACUGGGAUGUGCUGUAUGAGGUCAGGCCCACAAAAGCCCCCUAAAGAGAAAAGGAAAACAACAUGAAGGAAGAUUAUAGCCAGAGGGAGAGAUUUUCAGCUUUGGUUGUUCAUGAAGGAUUUUGUGAUCUUUAGACAUUGGUGAUCUCCUGUGGCUGGUCUUCACCAAGGUUGGAGUGAUGGGUCUUCAAGAGAGAUGAUUUAAACCCAAAAGAGAGAGAGAGAGAGAGAGAGAGGGUGGGAGGGAGGGAGAGAAGCAUAGUGAGUUAGCUGUGCAUUUCUGUAAAAUUUGAAGCAGUAUUGUAUGGUGGCUUGAGCAUAUGUUAUGCCAAUAUACCAUUUUCUAGCUAUCCUUGUCAGGGAUAAAAAAGUUCAUACAGAGGUAUUUUUUGCUUGAUUUGUCUGUAUAGAGGGGAAGUUAUCAGAGUUUAUGAGUUAAUGUACUUUUCAUCAUACAAGUUCACACUUUAAGCAUAAAGAGUAGAACAUCAAUUUUGUUU